Messenger RNA from Argentina anserina (silverweed cinquefoil), 1244 nucleotides. RefSeq lists its product as uncharacterized. NCBI's taxonomy places the organism in Eukaryota, Viridiplantae, Streptophyta, Magnoliopsida, Rosales, Rosaceae. The transcript is spliced from 2 exons. Gene Ontology annotation, biological process: transcription by RNA polymerase III. Gene Ontology annotation, cellular component: RNA polymerase III complex. The record is from RefSeq and is a predicted model, not a curated record. The coding region runs from base 300 to 1010 and encodes 236 amino acids.
GUGGUGAAAGUGGGGGAAAGGAGAAGAAGGGAGAAGAGGAGAAAGGGAAAAAAAGAAGAAGAAUGAAUGAGAAGGAAGAGUUGGGAAAGGAAGUGAGGAGAGGAGAGAGAUGGAGAACGGGGAGAACAUGAGAAGGAAAGAAAAGAAGAAGAAAUAGGAAGCAGAAAGGGGAAAACUUUUAUUUUGCGUAGAAGUUUCUUUUGAAGGGAAAGAACAUCAGAAACAAUAGAAGAGGAGAGAGAAAAAUUGGUUUGGAAGUUGAAAUCAGGAACUUGGGUUUGUGAUCUGUUUCUUUAGGAAUGAGCAGAUUACAAAUGUCUUCAGCCCUUAAACGGAAGCGCUUAGACUUGCAGUCUGAGUCUUUGACGGAGCCUGAGAGCAAACUACUUGAUGCCAUCCGCAGCAAGACAGAUAUGGGAAUGCCUGUACAAGACUUGAGGCGAGAAACAGGACUCCAGACCAAUUUAUUUACCAAGGCCAUCAAGACACUUCAAACCAAACAACUGAUAAAAGAGGUCAAAAACUUUGAAAACAAAACGAGGAAGCAUUACAUGGCUACAGAGUUUGAGCCCUCGAAGGAGAUAACUGGUGGUGCUUGGUAUGAUAAUGGACAGUUUGAUAACGAGUUUAUAAAGGUUGUAAAAAGAGAGCUGGUGAAGAUCAUUGAUGUCCAGAAGAUAGCUACCUUGGAGCAAAUUUCACACGCAAUUAGUGUGAAAAAGUUUUUAACUGUUAACUUAACCGCACAGGAACUGAAGCAGAUUCUUGAGGCAUUGGUUUUGGAUAAUGAUGUCCUGAAGGUGGUGAGCACUGGGAUGGGGGAGUUUAUUGGUAUUAAAACUGGGAAAGAUUGCUACAAGCGCUGCAAGAGAGGUGCUAGAGGGGAACCUAACCUAGCAGCCAUGGCUUCCAUUCCAUGCGGAGUCUGUCCACGCAUUAAUCAAUGUACCCCAGAUGGCAUUAUUUCCCCUACAACCUGUGAGUACUACAAAAAAUGGCUGGACUUCUGAACUGGUGUGCUCUCAAAGCUUUCGAGGUUUUUCUUCUAUGGCGUAAGACGUAGUUCAGCAGAAGCCUGGUGCCGGUCGCAUUUCGCUUACGAAUAUAUUUAGACCACAUAAUGUCUUUUUUUUUUGUGAGAACCUCUUUCUCCUUGUUUUGAAUUUUAGUCCAGUUGAAAUUCCAAUGAAAGUUAUAAUCUUUAUGAAUCAACCUUCAGUUCAGUGAAGUAAAUUUAACAGCAG